This is a messenger RNA of Xyrauchen texanus (razorback sucker), 5470 nucleotides long. Its product is annotated as C2 calcium-dependent domain-containing protein 4C-like. Lineage: Eukaryota; Metazoa; Chordata; Actinopteri; Cypriniformes; Catostomidae. Bases 29 to 1369 code for a protein of 446 amino acids. The transcript has 2 exons. The record is from RefSeq and is a predicted model, not a curated record.
AGAGAAACACUAGUGCCUGGAAAGGUGCAUGCUCUGUGAGGAAAAUCCUAGCCCAAUCCAACAACAGCUCAUCACCCAGCGGGUUAAGCCCAGAGUGAUCAUGUGGGUUCUGGAGAAGAUCCGGGACUCUGUUGAAACAAAUGUGCUCCGGCAAGGAGAGACGGGUGAUAAACAGGGCAAGGCGCCUGUCUAUAGCAACGUCCUCACACCUGAUAAGAUUCCAGAUUUCUUUAUCCCCCCAAAGCUGGUAAGCUGCCCACCAGAGCCUGAGGCAACAGACGUCAAGUCCAAAGAAAGUUUGCGACCCUCAACAUCUGAGCAAACCAUCAGCAACAAGAAUAUCAGCAGCCCUCGUAGCCCACGAUUGGUCAGCAAGUUGGCCGGAGACACUAAAAACCUGCUUAGGGCCGCUAACCGCCACAUCAUUCAAAUUGAGAGUGCAGAUGAAGUCGUAGCAGGUGAUACAAAUGCAGACCCUCAAUCACAGACCGCCAUGUCACUGCCGUACAUUCCAAAGACUCAGACCUCUUACGGCUUUGCAACGUUAAUGGAGAGUCCCCACACUCGGCGGAAAGAAUCCCUGUUCCACUGUGACCACACCAGCCCAGUAACCUCGCCCAACACCCAACGCAAGUCCCAAAGCAAGAGCAGCAAUGAGGGGAACCACCUCAAUCCUCCAGACUUCAACACAUCUCACAUAAACCCCUACCGUUACUUCAGUGGUGGUGAGAGCGACACUUGCUCUUCAGCAGAAUCUUCCCCAUUUAGUUCACCCUUGCUGUCCCGUUCCGCAUCCCUUCUGAAGAUCUUCACCCAUGACACGCAAGCCAAGGUUGCAAAAGGCAAGAGGACAUUCGCCAGACAUAGUUCCCUGUCCACGGAUGAAUGCAGUUCAGCGGAACCAAGCCCUAAUGUUCCCAGACGAAGCCACUGUUCCUCUUUGCAAGGUGGUGGAGCUCUUGAACAUCUGCAUGGUACCGACCGUCAACACAAGGAACACACCAUCAACAUGCACAAAAGAGGCACCGUCCGGCUUUUUGCAGAUUACGAUGCAGGUACGGCCCGCUUGCGAAUUCGUAUAAUGGCAGCUGAGGACUUGUAUGACCCAAUGUUUGAUAUAAAGAGCAUCAACUGCUGCGUGUCGCUCUACCUCAAUCCAGGCAAGUUGCAGAAACAAAGGAGCACAAUAAUCAAGAACAGUCGCAAUCCCGUCUUCAACGAGGACUUCUUUUUUGAUUCAGUCACUUCGGCUCAGGUAAAAAAUCUAGCUCUGAAGAUCAAGGUUGUGAAUAAAGGAACUAGCCUGAAAAGAGACUCCCUGUUAGGUGAGCGAGAGGUUGCUUUGUGCAAGCUCUUGUCUGGAUUUUAGGCCUUCAAUGCAGCCUACAAAGGGACUUCAAAGGUGGAAUAAUGUCUUCUGUAAUAGAUAUUUGCUUUGUUGUCUCUCAUGUAGCCUGACACAGUGGUUGACUUAGUAUUCAGAAAUGACAAUAAUCACCACCUGCUCAAGAUCAAGAUACACUAUCUGCAUAGCUCUGAAUUUGUUGCCAGUGAAUAUAGAAAAUCAAAAGUCUUUUUGUGUAUCUUCCUUAUUUUUGUUCUACACAUUGAGCCUAAUUAAGACGGAGCAUUUACCUUUUUGAUUGUAAAACCUUUUUUCAAAAGCUGCAGUCCUUUGAAACAACACAAUGGCUCUCUGUGCUAAUGUUAGCUUUGAUCCUGGAUUCAUCUGCCGGCUAAUUUUGAGGAUAAAUAACCAGACUAAACAAUGUUGCGCCACACUGCAUGUGUUGUCAGACAUUAGCGUAACUUGUAAAUGCAAUGACGUAUUCUUGCAACAAUGUGCUGAAUGUCAUUUGGUGAAACCCAGAAGCCUUACUAAUGAGAAGACUGAUUUUGCAUGCUUAGAUUUGCUCAUAGUGCACCAUUUUUUGAUUGAGGAAAUAAUUUCUGACUAAUAAUUAUCUGUAUUUGAUGAAUAUCAACAUUUAAAUUGAGUGUUCUGGUUUGCACUCUCUAUGAAGAGCCUUUUAUGAGAAAGUUAACAUAAAACACUUUCUUUUGAAAGUCUUUCCAUUUUGAAUGUAUGUGCUGCAUUUGUCAUUAUGCAAAUGAUUGAUUUUAAGUGAUAUUAUAGCUCUGUUCCAUAACCUAUUGAGCUGCCUCACUGUCAACUGCCUACAUAAGCAGCUGCCUGCUAAAGGCUAGGAUACACGUAAUUUUUAUGUGUGCCAUUACGUCUUGCACAUGGUCAAGCACUCAGCCACAGACCACGCAUACUGUGCUGAUGACGAAAUUAACAUUAUAAGCACUAUGCAUGAGACGUACUGUACAGCAGAAGGAAAACCAUUAAACCGCAGUAUGCUUUGGCCUUAAGGCAGAAUCCUAGCGGAAAUGGAACCUCAAAAGUGAGUGAUUUUGAGCGCUCUACAUAGACAGCAACUAAACCAAUUAUACAAAAAUGAUUGAUUCCAAUAGAUUUUGCCAUUAGCAUGUUGCUAAACUAACUGUGUGAUGCUCUGUUAAGCAUAAAAAUAUAUAAGACCCACAAAUAUUGGGAAAUAUUACUUUUGGAAACCAAGAAUUAUAAAAAAAAAGAAAUACAUUGACCGUUUGAUUUUCACAACUUUCGGUUCCGUUAAUGGUUCUUGUGCUUACAAUCUUACGUCAGUGGAGACUGAACACUUUAUUAAAAUAUUCUGACAGUGUUUCCUGCAGUGCAUUUCUGUGGCAGCGCAGCCCCCUACAUAAUCUACAGCAUAACAGAUGCAGCAAAUCAAGUGUUUUCUGAUUCCUGAACGAUUUAAUCUUAUGUGCCGGCUCUUUUGGAUCUACAGCAUGAAACGCAAAUCCUGUUGUCUGAUUACUGGACAACUUACUUCAUUGAGCGGUUCCUUUUAAUGUGGAGCGUGAAACAUCCAACGCUUCCAAUGUUGUCCGAUCCUGAAGAAAUGACUCUUAUGAGUCAGAAAUAAAUACUUAAACAUCAGUCAGAGUGGUUACUGAAUUAAUCUAGUAAUGAUGCGCAAGUUAUGAAUAUCCGACUCGAAGUCUCACAAGCAUGAUGUACAACAUUAGACUGCAUAACACAGUCUAAACUGUCUCUGGAACUGUUUCUGUGCUUUUUCAUGUUCUUCACACCAGUGAGACUUGAACUGGUUGCUCAAGUGACAAUAUCACAUUUCUUGUUUGUUUACUAAUUUAUUUUCUAUGUGGUUAGAAACAAUUAUUGGAUUGCAUUUAUGCCUCUGAAAAGUAUGCAAAUGUGCCUUUCACAAGAAUUGUAUGACAUUUAUUUCUGAUUUGUUACGUCUACUCUGUAGAAAUGUAAAAUUAUCUCAUUAUUUGGCAACAGGCUACUGAGGGCAGUAAAUGCAAUAAGAAUUACAUUUCUUAUUUUCAAAUAAUUCUUCCUCGAAAGUUCUGAAAGAAUCAUUAAGAGGAAUUGGAACCGCAAGUAAUAAUGCAUGUUUAAUUACAUUGGAGUAAAUUUGAUCUAGACUUUAGACUUUUAUUGACUAAAAUAAAAGGAUAGGGUACAACAGGGCUAAAGUCUCUGAGGUAAAAGGCUCCUUUUGAUUUUAUUUUCUCCCAAAAAAAAACCUUUCCUAAACACUUGUUUGUCACUAUACGCUGGAACAUUUUCCUGAUCCGUGAGAUCUUUGUGUGUAAUGUCUAAAGGAUGAUUGUGAGGCAAUUUGAUAAUAUAUUAUAUAUUUAAAAAAUAUAUUUACUAAUGAAAAACAAAUUUAUUUUGAGACAAAACACUUAUUUAUAAUGUUCAGUUUUGUUAAAUGUUAUUAAAUAUUUUUUUUUUUCAAUAAAUAACAAAUAAUUGAAAGGAUAGUAUUUGGGGUAAAACGCCCCCCUGUCGCAGGGGUUAAAGGCCUCUAUUAAACACAUGAUUUUUGAAAGUGGAGAUAAUAGAUUUGUUCUGAAAAAUGUUCAGAGUGGCUCACAUUGACUCAUCCAAUCAUAAUAGAGAUUAGUUUGUUUAUAGAAUAAUUGAGAUGUAAUAAAAUGCCAAAUGUGUUUGAAAUGAACAGGAAAGGGUGACUUUUCAUCUAAAUUUGUUACUCAAAAAAGCAUCUUGCUGUCUCAAAUUUGUUUGCAUUAGUUGACAAAUUGUGCCCUUUAACUAUUGCCCCUUUAUCAACACAAGAUCAUUUUAAACCCCCUAGAGGUCCAAGUUUACCCCAAGUGAUGGAGACUUUCACCCCAGGUGUGGGGUAAAUGUCUCCCUCACCAAUUAAAAAAAAAGAAAGAAAAAUUUAAUUUAAUUGAAACAAUCUUCUGUUAUUAUUUCAUUUCUUUACACACAAAUUAUGUUGCUCUAUCAAUUAUCAAUAAAAAAAAAAUAUAUAUAUAUUUAUUUUACCUUGAUACAUUGUAUCAUACAUGCAACCAAAAAAAAAGCAGGGUGACUUUAGGCUCGUUGUACCCUAUUUAUAAUCAACUUGCAUUUUAAUUCACCAUCUUGGGUUAAUUGUUUUCAGACAGGAUACAUCUGCAAAAAUGUCCCAUCCAUCUGCGCUGUUUUUCAAUUGUUUUUUCUAUGAAAACAUGAGCUAGAUGGACUUCUUUGACCUUUGCGCCUUGUCUCACUUUUCUUUCAUUUUUGGAUGCUGUCUCAAUUUAAAAAGAACUUCAGCUUUUAUAAACCUUUCUCAAAACACCUGUUCCCUUCGUUGCAAUUUUUCUAGCUUUUUUAGAAGCAAGGACACAUUCAGUGUGACCACAUUCAGCCUUCAUGUCAACGCUGCAUCUAUGAUGCCUUGAAAUGCUGCCUACGGAGGCAGCUCACUAGAUUUGUUUAAACAGAGCGUAUAUGCUAAAUCCACAGACAAGUAAAAUUAAAUACGUCAAUUAAUUUAUGAUAAGCAAUAUUUUUCCCCAUUUCCAUUGCUGAAUAAUAUCAAACAAAAUUAUACAAAUGUAGGAAGAGUUCACUUCCUUCCAUCUUUAAGGUGCAUUAGCUGGCAAGAGCUUGUUAAAAUGCUGAUAAAUGGCAAAGAUUGCCCCAUUGAUUCCAGUGAAUAGCAGAUUAGUUACACAAACUAUUUAAGGAUGGACAUGAACAUGAUCUGUGGAUUGUGCCGUAAUUACGGAGUGCAAAAAGCAUGUAAAGCUUUUCAUUUUUAUUCAAGUGUUUCAUUAAGUUUUUAAUUUCCUAAACUACUCGAAUGCUGGAGUUUUCCUGUUUUAACAGGUGCAUUUUGCAAAAUGAAGAAAGUGCCAAUCCUAUGUACUUGAUGUAGAAGUAAAUUGUUCAUCUGUCAUUUCCUGUGAGUAGUUCAUGCUGGACUUUGUCGACUCUGGUGUUUGUAACUUGUGUUCAUGGUUAAUAUAUUUACUAUAAUAUUUUACUAUAUAUAAUUAUAAGUGUGAGCUGUUUGAUGGAGAUUUCAAUGUACUAUGUUUUGUUUUCUACACUCCUGCAUGAAUAUUCAACUGGUGUAUUUGUAUCUUA